Messenger RNA from Temnothorax curvispinosus, 970 nucleotides. Its product is annotated as cathepsin L-like. Gene Ontology annotation, biological process: immune response. The transcript is spliced from 6 exons. The record is from RefSeq and is a predicted model, not a curated record. Lineage: Eukaryota; Metazoa; Arthropoda; Insecta; Hymenoptera; Formicidae. Gene Ontology annotation, cellular component: lysosome. Bases 137 to 970 code for a protein of 277 amino acids. Gene Ontology annotation, molecular function: cysteine-type endopeptidase activity.
GUUGGCAAUAGUCGCGAUUGUCAUAUUACGCCCGUGGUGUCGCCUUACGACCGAAGACACCGAAGACCGGAGUGCGACCACAGCGAGCCAGAACGACGAACCAGAGAGAGAGAUCUCGUAGCUUAAUCAAGGAGUCAUGAUGAAGAGCGUAGUGGCUUUGCUGUUACUGGCUGUCCUUGCCACGGGACAGGCCAUUUCCUUCAACAAGAUUUUGGAUGCAGAGUGGUUUAUUUUUAAGACGCAUCAUAAAAAGGUCUACCAAUCUCCGAUCGAGGAGGGAUAUAGAAUGAAAAUCUUCUUAGAUAACACACGCAAGAUCGCCGAACAUAAUCGCAAAUAUGAGAUGAAGGAAGUUCCCUACAAACUGGGAAUGAACAAAUAUGGCGAUAUGUUGCAUCAUGAAUUUGUCAGUACUUUGAAUGGUUUCAAUAAGUCAGUGAGUGCUGGAAUAGAGUCUGUGGGAGCAUCGUUUAUCUCGCCAGCUAACGUUGAAUUGCCAAGAGAGGUCGAUUGGAGGAAACAUGGUGCCGUCACGGCAGUUAAGGAUCAAGGACACUGUGGAUCCUGCUGGGCAUUCUCAACCACUGGGUCUUUGGAAGGACAACAUUUCAGAAAUACUGGCGUUUUAGUAUCGCUAAGCGAACAAAACCUGGUCGACUGUUCUGGCAAAUACGGCAACAAUGGAUGCAAUGGUGGUUUGAUGGAUCAGGCAUUCCAAUAUGUCAAAGACAACAGAGGCCUCGAUACUGAGAAGAGUUACCCAUAUGAAGCGGAGAAUGACAAGUGCAGAUACAAUCCGAGAAACAGCGGCGCUAUCGAUGUCGGAUACGUAGAUAUUCCACAAGGAGAUGAGGAGAAGCUAAAGGCUGCGGUUGCCACCGUAGGCCCGGUCUCGGUCGCUAUUGAUGCCUCUCAUCCUUCCUUCCAGCUUUAUCGUGAAGGUACAUAUUAUUCAUAUAAAUUUACUUAA